AUGCAGGGUCCAAGUAGACAAAGUAUUGGCUUGGGAGCAAUCAUCAGAGGUAACUCUGGUGUGUUCAUAGUAGCUACAUCACAUCACUUUGAAAGACAUUUCCAGAGGAUGCUGAUGCUAUGGCUUUUUUGCGAAUGUCGAUUGCGUGAGCUGGCAAAUAAGAGAAGAGUAUCCGUAACUGGAGCUUCAAAGUUGAUGGCUAACAUUCUCUAUUCUUAUAGGGGAAUGGGUUUAUCUGUUGGAACUAUGAUAGCUGGCUGGGAUGAGAAGGGUCCUGGCCUGUAUUAUGUGGACAGUGAAGGAGGAAGGCUGAAAGGAACUAGAUUCUCUGUUGGAUCUGGUUCACCAUAUAUGCUUAUGGUGUUUUGGACAGUGGCUACCGUUGUGAUAUGUCUGUUGAAGAAGCUGCAGAGUUGGCAAGACGGGCUAUUUAUCAUGCAACAUUCCGUGAUGGAGCUAGCGGUGGCGUUGCCAACGGUUCAAAAUUUUUCUUCUGCAAGACUGCAAGCCCACGGAAAUCUGGUCACAAUGAUGAAGAUUGACUUUAGCCAACUGGAACUGGCGGCCCCGCUUUGCGGAACCAAAGAGCAUGACGAGAUCUCGAAGCAUCCUUCGUUUGAACUUCCUGUUACCACAAAGGGAACAACUACCCUAGCUUUUACAUUCAAGGAAGGUGUUAUGGUUGCUGCUGAUUCACGUGCUAGCAUGGGAGGAUAUAUAUCAUCACAAUCUGUGAAGAAAAUCAUUGAAAUUAAUCCCUACAUGCUUGGCACACUGGCUGGAGGUGCUGCUGACUGCCAGUUCUGGCACAGAAAUCUGGGUGUUAAGUGUCGAUUGCGUGAGCUGGCAAAUAAGAGAAGAGUAUCCGUAACUGGAGCUUCAAAGUUGAUGGCUAACAUUCUCUAUUCUUAUAGGGGAAUGGGUUUAUCUGUUGGAACUAUGAUAGCUGGCUGGGAUGAGAAGGGUCCUGGCCUGUAUUAUGUGGACAGUGAAGGAGGAAGGCUGAAAGGAACUAGAUUCUCUGUUGGAUCUGGUUCACCAUAUAUGCUUAUGGUGUUUUGGACAGUGGCUACCGUUGUGAUAUGUCUGUUGAAGAAGCUGCAGAGUUGGCAAGACGGGCUAUUUAUCAUGCAACAUUCCGUGAUGGAGCUAGCGGUGGCGUUGCCAACGUUUAUCACGUUGGACCAAAUGGAUGGACAAAGCUAUCAGGCGACGAUGUUGGAGAACUUCACUACAAAUACUAUCCAGUUGAAGCAGAAGUUGUAG
This is a messenger RNA of Fraxinus pennsylvanica, 1266 nucleotides long. The record is from the annotation of a GenBank genome assembly. NCBI's taxonomy places the organism in Eukaryota, Viridiplantae, Streptophyta, Magnoliopsida, Lamiales, Oleaceae.